Frieseomelitta varia is the source of this 746-nucleotide messenger RNA. RefSeq lists its product as uncharacterized. Gene Ontology annotation, cellular component: mitochondrion. The record is from RefSeq and is a predicted model, not a curated record. Bases 249 to 548 code for a protein of 99 amino acids. Gene Ontology annotation, biological process: [2Fe-2S] cluster assembly; protein complex oligomerization. Lineage: Eukaryota; Metazoa; Arthropoda; Insecta; Hymenoptera; Apidae. Gene Ontology annotation, molecular function: protein-folding chaperone binding; ATPase activator activity. The transcript is spliced from 4 exons.
CUCUCGCAGUAACUUCUGUUCAGUUUGUACGUGUCCAAUUUCCUGCUCCCAGACGCAAAGGCAUUUCAAGAAGUUAUGACGUUAAAAUUACGGAAAUUCAAAAAAAGUACAAAGAACUCCAGAAAUUAUUACAUCCUGAUAAAUAUAGUACCAAAUCUGAGAAAGAAAAGCAACUUUCUGAGAACUUAUCAUCAUUAGUAAAUAAAGCUUAUACUACAUUAAUACAUCCUCUAAAAAGAGGACUAUAUAUGUUAAAAUUAAAUGGCAUAACAAUAUCAGAAGAAACAGAUAGCUUAAACGCAGAAUUUUUAAUGAAAAUUAUGGAAAAAAAUGAAGAAAUAGAGGAAGCUACAAAUAAUGUAGAGAAGAUAAAGAAGCUAGUACAAGAUAAUGAAAUUAUCCUAAAUAAUUUAGCAAAGAAAAUAGCGGAUGCAUUUAGACAAGAAGAUAUUGAAAAAGCAAAAUCUUUUCUCGUACAAAUGAAAUAUUAUGAUAGCAUAAAUAAUAGAUUAAAAAAAUUAAAACAUGAUCUAGGUAUAAUAGAAUAAACAAUUUUUAAAUAUAAAACAUUUGUACUAUAAUAUAUACAUUAAUUUUUGUGUAUAAAUGUAUGACAUAUAAUUGUUAGCGCGAAAAGUAUAUUGUCAUCUAUUUAUUACUUAGAAAUGUAAAUAUUUUAUUUCUUCUGUUAGUAUUUUUACUAAUUAACAUUUUAAUAAUAUUGAAUCAUUCUCUUUUGUGUACUA